GGAACUUGGUAAUUUUCAUUCGUUCAUUUUUAAAACGAAACCUCGCUACGUGGGAUGUCGACUCCACUUCAAAUUGGGAUUACUUUAAAACGAGAAUAACUAAAAUAUUAUGAAAAUCUCAUGGAACAGUAGAAUUGGUAUUGGAUUCAUGUGUGGGGCGAGGCUGCGCGCGCAAUCCUACGAUACCGUAGCGCUACGAACGCCAGUCGUGUUCGAGCUACGAGAUUUGUCGACGGCUACGUCUCGUAGCAAAACUCCAAGACCCCAUUCUUUUUUGCCGACUGUGUUUGUGACAGUGAUUUUGGAGUAAAGCAAGAAAACCUGAAAUAUUACAGAUUAGAUCUAAAGGACACAAGCAAUAAGAAGGCUCAAUCAUGGCUUUCGCUGGACUCAAGAAACAGAUCAACAAAGCUAAUCAGUAUGUCACAGAGAAAAUGGGCGGCGCCGAGGGUACGAAAUUGGAUUUGGACUUCGUGGAGAUGGAAAGAAAAACAGACGUAACAUGCGAACUAGUGGAAGAGUUACAAACAAAGACAAAGGAAUUCCUCCAACCGAAUCCAACAGCGCGGGCCAAGAUGGCGGCCGUCAAGGGUAUCAGCAAGCUCAGCGGGCAGGCCAAAAGCAACACUUACCCACAGCCCGAAGGUGUGCUGGGUGACUGCAUGCUCCUCUAUGGCAGGAAGCUAGGCGAAGAUUCUAUAUUUUCACAAUGCCUCAUCGAGAUGGGCGAAGCGUUGAAACAGAUGGCGGACGUGAAAUACUCGCUGGACGACAACAUCAAACAGAGCUUCCUCGAGCCGCUGCAUCAUCUCCAGACCAAAGAUUUGAAAGAGGUUAUGCAUCACCGAAAGAAACUACAAGGACGUAGGUUGGAUUUCGACUGCAAACGACGUAGACAAGCUAAAGGCCCCGGUAGGGUCAGCCCUUACAUGAGUCCGAGCAAUACGCCAAGACAGGACGACGAGAUCAGACAGGCGGAGGACAAGUUUGCUGAGUCGUUGCAGCUCGCCCAAAUUGGCAUGUUCAACCUUUUGGAUAAUGACGUAGAGCAAGUCGCCCAACUUAGUUUCUUCGCGGAAGGUCUGUUGGAGUAUCACCAACAAUGUACGGAGAUCCUCAAAGGCCUCGUAUCCACACUCAUGGAGAAGAAAGACGAGGCGGUGAACCGUCCCAAGCUGGAGUUCGUGCCGAAGACGCUCGCGGACCUCGAGGGCAUCCACGACCUGAACAAUGAAGGCGGUUCGAACACCGGCUCCCCGGAUCACAAGCCGCCAUCGCACCUCGAACUAUUCCCCGGCUCGGGAGGCGCGCAGCGGUCGAACAACGCGUCACCGCUGCCGUCGCCGGUGAAGUCGCCGGCGCGAACGCCCGUCGUGGCGAACAAGGGGCCGUGCUGUACCGCCCUCUACGACUUCGAGCCGGAGAACCAAGGCGAGCUCGGAUUCAAGGAAAACGAUGUCAUCACGCUGAUCAGCAAAGUGGACGAGAACUGGUUCGAAGGCUCCGUCAACGGCAAGACCGGCUACUUUCCAAUCAGCUAUGUUCAGAUCACCGUACCCCUGCCCAAUAUGUAAGACCCACCGUCGACUCAUUCACUUAUCCCACGUAUCUGGUAACGUUAUUCUUAAGAAGUAUUCUGAAACCCAUUGUUUGGAUCACCGGCUGAAACGUAAACACUUAGCUAAUUAUUUAUUUUAUUUAGUGGUGGUUGAUGAUUUUUGGGCGCCAGUGGUAGCAUAGGCAAUGCCGGAGUGAUACCCCAUGAUAUCGCUUCUAUAAGCUGAGAUAACGACUUACCAACAGGCAAGCUAUACGCUUAUUGCCCAUAACAUUAAUAAAAUUGGGCGACCGCUUUUCGUCAGGCGAACUUUGUGCUUUGGUCAGUAAGGUUGAAAAUGGACGAGAAAAUAAGGUUUCCAAAAAAACUUUAUUGUUACUUUUUUAAUAACUAUAUUUUUCAAUUUCUAUGUAAUCUCAUUUUUUAGAUAAUCUGUCAUUUGCAAUUUGAGUUAUGAUACUAUUACGUUAACUACGCAUUACUAGUAUUCCUGAAAAAGAAAUUCAAAGUUUCAGCAAUAAUCUUUAUAAAAUCUUUUGUUAACUUUGCUCAAUUUAUGUAGUCACUGUUAGACGCUGUGUGUGUAGUAAGUGUUAUUCGCUUACCCCCCUUAUUAAUAAACGAGGACUAAGCUUGGAUAAGUUACUCUAUGUUUUGUCUCUAUUCGUUGAAUGACAAAUAGCAUUUGAGUGAUAUGAGGCGUAAGUAGUCUUAAGCUUAUUGCUUGUUUAUUAAUAAUGGGGAUAGUGUGUAUGCAUGCAACGGACAUAAUUUCACGGUCGCUAACAUGUUAUAAACCUAUGCCGUGAAGAGAAUACUUCUUAAAAAUAUGUUUCAACAUUGUUGUUGUCAUCUCGUUACUCAGUAUUAUGUAGACCAUUUUAUAAUUUGAAUCUUAUAACUAUGUCAGAAGCUCAAUGGUAUGAUUAUGAAACCAUGUUCAAUAAAUUACUGAUUCCCCUUGUUUUAAAAAGUAUUUGUCUUCCGGAUUAAUUUUUGCUAAGCAUCCCAG
Chilo suppressalis (striped riceborer) is the source of this 2570-nucleotide messenger RNA. NCBI's taxonomy places the organism in Eukaryota, Metazoa, Arthropoda, Insecta, Lepidoptera, Crambidae. The record is from the annotation of a GenBank genome assembly.